Molecule: messenger RNA, 3681 nt
Organism: Puccinia triticina
Lineage: Eukaryota; Fungi; Basidiomycota; Pucciniomycetes; Pucciniales; Pucciniaceae
Exons: 6
Coding region: 1-3681 (1226 amino acids)
Biological process (GO): positive regulation of DNA-templated transcription; DNA-templated transcription
Cellular component (GO): Set1C/COMPASS complex
Source: RefSeq, a predicted model, not a curated record
AUGGAGUCAACCCGACUGGCUCGAGCCUGCAAUAUACAGCACAGCACUCCAGCCACCAACCACAACCACCACACCUUCAACUCAAAAAACAAAGAGAACACAACCACUCGACACACAGCCAACGCGACACCCACCACCAAACAAAUCGAGCUGGAAGAACACCCUGGUCAAUUGGAAAGCCCGCCUAACUCAGAUCUCAUGACUCGCAGCAGCCGGAUACGUAAACCAUCCCAGAAGGCCAGGGAGAUAGCGGAAGCGGCCCUCCUACUCUCAUCCAAGACAACACCCUCCUCAUCUGGCGAUCAGUCCAAGAACUCAUCCAAGUCAGCUCGUCGAUCAAACCAAUCGUCGGCCAGGAAUCAGUCAUCAUCCGUCAGGGCGAAGGUCAAGAUCGGACGGAAGAAGGGACGGGCGACGAUCAACUCGAACGGAGACGUGGAGGUCGAGGAAGAGGCUGCAAAACAUUCAAACGAUACCGAAACCGAGGAGAAUCCAGAUAAACUCUAUUGUAUCUGUCUCGGCCACGAUGAUCAUACACCCAUGAUUCAAUGCGAGGGCUGUGACAAUUGGUUUCACUUCUCUUGCAUCAACUUGGAUGCCACAGAGGCCCAAGAGAUCGAAGCAUUUUAUUGCCAGGUUUGUAACGCAACCGGAGAUGGGAUCACUCGUAAAAUCGGCGAAGAAGAUCCGACCGCACCGCCUGAGCAACCUUCCAGCAUCCCCCUGACAUCCAACACUUCUAAUCAGACUUCGGAAAACCUUCCUGAUGCGACCGACAAGUGUGAAGACAACACUCCGGGGGACUGUAGUGUUGAGAAGGUCCCUCGUCUUGCAAGCCCUGAUCCUGAUCCAGAACCUGCCGGACUUGAACCAGAAGAAACUCCCCCCGUACCUGCCUCAGGCGAAGUCGUCGAGAAGAUCCUUUGCGAUUCCAACAACGACAGUCAACCUGCCGAUCCGAUUCGACCAUCGGUUGGUAGCACCACACAGCCCUCACAGUCUACUAAAACAACUCGUCGAAAACAGAGACUCGCUGAAGGUUUGAGCAGCGGAGGAGAAACUUCUGAUGAAGAUUUCACGGGCGAAGAGUCUCUACGCAAGGUUGACAGGAAGCGCAAGACUCCUACCAGCAUAGAUUCUCGUCCUUUGACCCAACCUCGAAUCUCAACUGGUACCCCCUCCAGCACGACCCCCUCGACACCAACCACACCUGUGUCGGGUGUUGAAAAAACCCGAAAGGCAUGCACCGAGCAAUUUUACAAACUAUUCGAGCCUGUCUUCUCCAAAAACGUGAAGCAGGACGAGGACGCUGCAAUGCGAUUUUCCGAAGCCGUCGAAUCGGAACUGUACGAAAGUUUCGGCGAGCUUGAUGCCAGAAACCAAAAAGCGCCUCGACGGCAGUACAUGACCAAACUGAGGUCUUUGCUGUUCAAUCUUAAAAACAAUCCCACUUUUCUCAACAGCUUGAGCUCCUUGGAGCUCUCCCCCAAGUUGAUUGUUUUCAUGUCCAACGAGGACUUACAAACUCCGGAGCAAAAAGCGUUAGCUGAGCAGGUUCGUCAACGCUCCUUGCACGACAGUGUCAAAACUCUGGAGCCCAUCCUUGAACCUAUCACCUCACCGGCCCAGACAGAUGAGCCUUUCAUCGGGAGCUUUCCCCCGCCAAAAGCUGCUGAAACUCGUUUAGCUGUAGAUCAGCCUGCCACCCCCAUAGAUCAUAAACCUAUCGAGUUGGAUCAAAGCCAGCAGAAUCCUCCGAGUUCGUCAGUCCCUCCACCCGCUCAGGUGCCUAUUUCUCAACCUCAGGAUCAACCCCCGCAAGCAGAGCCAGAGCCACCCGUCGUCAGCCAGCCAGGAGCGAAUGCAGAUCUAGACAGACCAGUUGAGGAAUCCCAAUCGUCACCCUCUGCUCCCUCUCAGCCGGAGAAGUCCGCGACAAAAUGCUUGACUCCCAACUUGCUCAGCUCAUUCGACUUGGAGAAAGUAUUCGCAGCGAUCAGAUCUGUACCGCCUCCCCAAACUGCUUCGGGCACUCAAAGCACAGCAAAGUCGCAAACGGCUGAAGGUGAGGUCCAAAAAGAAGCCAAGGACGGUGACUCGGAUGAUGGUAUGGACCUGGAAAAUACUCCAGAACGCGAGUUGCCGGUUGGAGAUGGUUCAGGAACGGUCAAAGCCGACGCUGAGGAGAAAAACUUGCCGGAUGAUUAUGAUCCGUUUGUUGUAGCCAAUGGAGUCGAUGCAGAUUUAGAGGCGAUUCUCCAUGGCGAUCAAGCAUCAGGAUCUCAGAUUCGACCGAACGGAGGGCCCCCACCGAUCAAGGAACCCGAAACCCAGCCAGCUGGUUCUGCUCAGACCCAGCCAAGUGUCUGGACGGGUAAUGUGAUGACUGUAGACGCUGGUGGAUUUGCAGCUUGUGCUAUCCAGGUUGGCGGACGACCGCUAAGUCCGGAUGGAGUCACAUGGAGUAAAUUAAUACCAACUGACACGAUGGCUGUCGUUGGUAGACUGCCAGUAAAAGACUCCACGAACUAUCUUGUACAAAGCCACUUUGCGCCUUCUCGAGAAGUAGUCCUGUUGGAAUUGAAGCCCAAUCUGAAUGGACCGCCUGAGCUCCCCAAUCCGGAACGGGUCCUUCAACACCAGCAAAACUUGAUAGAGUUCUUUACGAAAAAGGGCAGGCAUGCGGUUGUAGCGGUCAAUGACAAGGUGAAGCAAGCCGUACGGGAUAUCUAUCUAGUGCCCGUCUUGAGGCAAGACCCUCUACCUGAAUUUGUCCAGCUCCUAGACGACGUGAGUAUUCCCGAGUCUACACCCAGAGCUCGGGAUAUGAUGCUUGCAGUGAUGGUCUUGUCCAAAGGUGCAAUCCCUUCUGUCUGGAAGCCGCCAUCUAACAUUGUGGAUCCCUCGACGAGCUCUGUGUCCGCACCAACUCCUCAGGCUCAGAUCGCUCCGCCGCCAACCAGUUCGACGCAAAACAUGGUCGGAGCAGCGCAGCUGUUGUCUUCGGCACCCAAUCAUGGCCGGUCGCCUAUACCAGUCACUUCAUCAUAUUCUUUACCCGCUCGGCAAAAUCCCACUUCCUCUGCGCCGAUCGAUCCGAUUCCCCUACUCCAAUCACUUAGCUCUAAGAUAUCAUCAGUCUCAUCCCAGCUCGCAUUCCCGUUGCUCUCGCAAUUGCCUCCGGCUGCCCCGACAAAUGCUGGGCCACCACCGGGCUUUGUGCCUUAUGUUCAACCUCAACAACCCUCAUUACCAUCUGUUCCGUCAUCAUCAUCUGUCCCUUCGCUCAAUGGUCUCGACUUAUCGAAGGUGGACGUGAGUGCACUCCAGGCGCUCCUCUCGCAGCAACAAGCGUUCAAGCCAAUCGUCAACCACACCCAGCAGCCGGCCCCGAUCCAGUCGGUCCAGCCCACCGCUCCGCCGCCCUCCUCCGCGAUGAACCAGAUGAUGCCCCAACCAAACCUGGGCUCCGAGCCGCGCCCCAACACCGGUCGCCAUCCGGGCUUACCUGCGCCGCCCCGGCCCGCCAACCUCCCUCUGAACCCUCACUUCGCACACCAAACGGCCGCCCCCUCUAUCUCUGACCCUUCCUCGCUCUCACCCGCCCCCCUUCAUCCAUCCUUCGAGAGAGAAGCAACACCGCAAAGGACUGAUGCGGAUGGGCGAAGUGAUCAGAUCUAG